CUUUCUGUGCUUCUGGCCGCUCCUGUGAAUGAGCAUGAUGUGAAAUCCCUCAAUCACUCACUGCAAUCAGAGCAGAGGCUUCUAAAAAUCCAGUUUUUGAAAAGGCACAAGCUGGGCUGGCUUCCAUCGUCUCUUCAGCAUCAUCUUGCAGUCCAGGGACGUUUUUCCUCCUGCUGCGAACUUUUCAGAGGACCCCUGAAGGAAUUACUUCCCGAACAAGGGUUAGCCUGUAAUUCCCAUUUUGCUGCGCCAGGAGCUGUGAGGGACUGCAAACAGCUGAGGCUGCGCGAUGCUCAGGAUAACAAAGGAACCGAAAUGGAAGAUGUGAGGCCCAAAAGGGCCAGCGAGUUUUUGCAGAGAUGUGUCAAACUUGAGGAUAACGAAGGAGACGCUCAGCCUAAGGAGGAGAUCAUAGAGGUGCGAGCUCUCCCUAUACUGACUCCGUCCUACGCUCAGACCGUGCAAGAGGAAAUCUCGAUGGUCUUCAACACGUGUGCCAUGCCAGCCAACCUGGGCCCGUGCACCAGGAGGAGGCGCGAGAAAGGCAGUGGCCACGACGGCACCAGCACCUCUCUCUACGUCGAUCGCCGCAAAUCCAAAGUAUGGAACUAUUACACCAAGCUGGGCGACGCCUACGUGGAGUGCAACGUGUGCAAAAAGCAGCUGUCCUUCCACAACAGCACCACGACCAUGAGGGAACAUCUGGUGAGGAAGCACAGCAUCCGCGACACCUUGCUCUCGCAGCUGAAGGAUGACCAGGUUUCGGAGACGGACUACGCGGCUCAGGAGAGCGCCAUAAAGCGGGCCCGCCAGCUGACCCCCGAAAGCAACAAUCAGUACCACUCUGGGCCUUGCCCGGAACCCAGGACCGAUGUGAUCUUGGAGCUGGUGCUAGAAAUGAUUUUUCGGGAUCUCCAUCCCCUCUCGGUUGUGAAAGACAAAGGCUUUGGCCUCCUCAUUGGCUACCUAGAACCAAGUUUUAUUCUCCCGUCUCCGAUGCAGCUCUCGAGCAUGCUGUGGCACCGCUACAACGUGGUCAAGCAGCACCUGGAACAUUACCUGCAAACCGCCCAGUCCAUUGUGAUCUGUGCUGAGUUCUGGCUGUCUCAACCCAACCAGACCUACUUGACCAUCAUGACCCAUUUUAUCGACGGGGAGUGGCGGCGAGCCAGGUGCAUCUUGGAGACCCAGCAGGUGCACGAGAACAAAGCCGAGAGCCACUUGGGAGACCGGCUCUACUCGGUCCUGACGGACUUUGGAUUGUCCAAUAAAUCCGUCUUCUGCGUGAUGCACGACAGCCUCCAGGAUAUGGAGGCGAACGCGUCCCAACUCAAAGGCGUCUACGGCUGGACCAGCCUCUGCUGCGCCGCCCACCUGCUGCAUCUGUGCGUCAAGGCGGGGCUGGAGGUGGAGCAGGUGCAGGAGGCCCUGAGCGCCGCCCGGAGCAUCGUCUGCUACUUCCAGCAGGACGCGAAAGCCACCUGUUCCCUCAACAGCAAACUGGAAGCCAUUAACAAGACUAAGCUGAAGCUGGUGAUGGACACUGGGGCUCGGUGGAUAACCACCAUUGAGAUGUGCGAAUGCCUCCUGGACCUCAAGUGGGCCAUCAUGUCCGUCUUGGAGGAACACCCCAAGGGAACAUCCGUGGUCCAGAACUUGGCCGACCACCAGUGGAAGCUCUUGCAGGACCUGGUCCCCGUCAUGAGGACGCUUAAGAUCGCCACGUCCUUCUUGAGGGAGGAGCAGAACUUCUCCAUCUCUUCUCUGAUGCCCUGCAUCCACGGGAUCGUCACCGCCAUCGGUCAGCAAUCGGAAGAGGCGAGCGGCAUCAUCAAGACCGUGGUGGUGAACAACAUCAGGACCGAGCUCACCCAGCGCUGGGGGAUCCUAGAUGACGAGAAGCUGCUGGAGAGCCCCGCCGUGGUCGCCUCCUUCUUAGACCCCCGUUUCAAGGAAAUGCGGUUCCUGAGCCCCAGCCUCCGGAGCGAGCUGCACAAGAAAAUCAAGAGCAUGUUGUCCCAGUUCUUCAACCACCCGUCCCCACUGGCCAACCAAUUCUGGGUGCCGAAUGCCGAUUACAAAGCGGAGGUCGGAGGGGAUGCGGCCGGCCAGCUUUCGGCCCAUAAGGAAAGAGGUCCGAGCGGGCAGUCCCAGAGCAUGUACGACAUCCUUUUGGGGAAAGACCCGACGGAGAGCAUGCCCGAGAUCCAUCAACAGCUGGAGAACUACAUUGUGGAGCCGCUCUGCAAGCGGAGCACCAACCCUUUGGACUGGUGGAAGAAUAACGAGCACCGCUUUCCUUCCGUAGCCAGAUUAGCCCGGCAGUAUCUGGCCAUCCCGGCGACGGUCGUGCCGCCCGAUCAGGCUUUCGCCGCCAGCGAGAGUGCCCUGGAGCACCGGAGAGGCGUCCUCGCCCCUGAAAAUCUGGACCAAAUCCUCUUUUUGCACCAAAACUUCGAUUUCUUAGAAUCCAUGAGAAAUGGGAACGAGAGCCUGAGUAAAACGGUGCACAACCAGUACUGAAGAGCGGGGUUGUGGGACGAACCGACAAAACCACCCUUUCCGUUCAAGUGGGGGUCUGUAACACUUCGGAGCGCGGAGAGAGGGGCUGCAGAGUCAAACAGACCGCUGGACUGCUGGCUCCUUCCGCAUAGUCGUAGAUCAGAAUCUGACCUUGUAUGCUAACGAAAAAGCAAGUUUGCUGUCUACACUAUACAGACCAUCAUGUCUUGGGCUGUAGUGGUGGAUUCUUUUCUCAGCAAGAUUCAUUUUCUCCCUUGGAAGCGAUGCAUGAGUGGAAGGAGGUCUCAGGGGAGUGGGGACGGUGUCUGGUGUUUGCAUUUUGGAAAGGGACAAGGGAAUCUCUAGAAGACACGCAGACGCCUUGAGGAUCUGUCAAAACCUAAAAGGGGAACUAUAGACCUACGCACCUAUUUAUCUCAGCAAGGACGUAGAUAGGGAAGGCAUAUAGAAAUUAUUUCAGAGUCUACAGAUCUUGGUGGGUCAAGUGUGUUGCGCUUUGUAUGUGUGUGUUUUCGUCCACCUUGAAGAUUCCUAUGAGGCCCUUUUCACUGAAGGAUGAUAGGUAACCCCCCGGCCUCCCCAGCCCUCUUGGCUUGGAAGCCUGUAGAUUCUUACCUUCCUUGGCCACAAAUUAAACAGGUUUGCAACGGACUGGAUUUGGGGGAUCUGAUGAUAUCUGGAGGGGGGAGGAGUUCUUUACCUGUGCUGGGAAGGAAGACUUUUCUGGAGAGCCUUGUAGCCCUCUGGCUUCUAAGACCCGGCGGUCCUGGAGAGGUGAGGCCGCCCCUCGCCUUGUCUCACUCGGGACCACCUCCCGUAGAGUCCAGUAGGCAACUCAUCGGUUCCAAGAAUUCCACCAAGAACUUAAGGCAUGGGUCUGAUAGCAGCUUUUUCUUUCACUUCUUUGAGACUUAGCAGUAGAAAGGGGCACGAUCCAGUUUGUCCUGAUUCGUAAAGGUGGCAAGUGCUGCUGCUCCCGUCCCGCACCUCCUCUGGCUCAAACAGCCACUCGCCAAGCCCAGCGCGCUUGGCUUUUUUCCACCUCUUCAGCUAAUCUCCCAAUCAGGAGCGAGAGCAGGAGAUCAGCCAAGACGGCGGGGGCAAAGAAGCCUGAGCUCUUGCCGGGACUGGAAGAUCAGUUGAGGAGGGGUGGAAAAAACAUGCCAGCCGGGCCUGACG
This is a messenger RNA of Pogona vitticeps (central bearded dragon), 3702 nucleotides long. Its product is annotated as E3 SUMO-protein ligase ZBED1. NCBI's taxonomy places the organism in Eukaryota, Metazoa, Chordata, Lepidosauria, Squamata, Agamidae. Gene Ontology annotation, biological process: regulation of transcription by RNA polymerase II. The record is from RefSeq and is a predicted model, not a curated record. Gene Ontology annotation, cellular component: nucleus. Gene Ontology annotation, molecular function: DNA binding; protein dimerization activity.